AAAAUCCAAAAUUUUUUGCUUCUUUUCUUUUGCUUAUUUUAUUUUAUAUAAACCACUCAAUGGUCCAUGAUCAUAGAACAAGAAGGAAAAGAAGAAGAAGAAGGCAAUAUGAAUCAAACGAAACAAUCGAAAGUACUAUCCAUGGAGGAACGACGACGAGCCAUGAAGGUACGCAAACGUAUCAAGAAAAAGUUACGAAAACAACGUGACAAGUUGUCUAUCCAUAAAAAGAUCAUGAAUUGUACUACAACAGACGGACAAUUAUUGAACGAUCAAAAUGAACAUCAACUACCUCUAGAGAACGAAGGAAAGCAUAAUCAAAAUAAAGAUCCUCUUCAAGAUCAGAUUGACUACAUUAUACCAGAAAUAGAUCUUACACCUAUGGCGAAGUUUGGACAAAAUACAGUUGAUCAAUUUUCUAAUAUUAUCAAGCGUUUUGAACUACCUAGCAAUAACAAGCAUUAUGAAGAACCAGUGGAGGAAAUUCACGUCAGCUGUGACAAGGAUUAUGUUUCUGAAAACGACACCUCUACUUCCAGCAAAAAGAAACGGAAAAAAGCACAACAGUAUACUUUGGACGAAUUAAAAAUGUUGGCAACAGUUCCUAAAGUGGUAGAGAUCUGGGAUACUACGGCACCAGAUCCUUUAUUAUUGGUGGACUUGAAAUCAUAUCGUAAUACUGUACCUGUUCCUGGUCAUUGGCGACAAAAGCAAAAGUAUCUUUAUCAAGAUCUCUCUGAAGACAAGCCUCCAUUUGAACUGCCAGAGUUUAUCAAAGACACUGGCAUCAUGGAAGUACGCGAUAAUUUGAAGAAACAAGAGCAGAAGAAGCGACAAAAGACAAAAAAACGAGAACAACGAAGACCCAAACUAGGCAAAAUGGAUUUGGAAUAUCAGGCUCUUCAUGAUGCCUUCUUUAGAUUUCAGACCAAACCACAUUUGACUCUUCAUGGUGAUCUGUACUUUGAAAGGAAAGAAAUUAAAUCAGCAUUUCAAAACAAGAAACCAGGUCAGUUAUCUGAUGAACUGAAGGAAGCUCUAGGUAUGUCAUCUUCUCCUACGAUACCACCACCUUGGCUUUUACAAAUGCAGCGAUAUGGUCCUCCUCCAAGUUAUCCUUACUUGAAAAUACCUGGGUUGAAUACUCCUAUUCCUGAAGGUGCUCAAUGGGGUCUACAAAAGAAUGGUUGGGGACUGGUUCCUGUAGAUGCUUUUAAUCGCCCACUUUAUGGUGAUGUAUUUAACACAGACAAUUCAUUUACUGAAAAAACUACAAAGGACGUGCAAGUGGAUGUGGAUAGAACUCUUUGGGGUGCUCUGGAAGAAGAAGAAGAAGAAGAAGAAAUAGAAAGUGAAGAAUCUGAAGAAGAUAACAACGAUAAUGACGUACCAGCAAUUGCAGAUCAGCCCAUUGAAACCAUGGAUACGGCCAUAGUGGCACCUAUUGACAUGGAUGUAGGUGCGGAAUUGAAAACUGGCAAACAGAAAGCUUUAUCUUCUAUUAAAUCCAAUAACGGCAGUUUAUUAAAACUUUACGAUAUUAUACCCUCACGACCGACAACGGAGAUUUCUACACUGAUGAUGGGAUCACAACAUGUCUAUGAUAUACCUUCCUCAGCAGUAACGACAUCGCAACCCAAAAAGUAUAUUGGACAAACAUCAUGGAGCAAGACGGAAGAUGUAAUCAUUUCAUUGGAUCCAAGUGAGUUGACCGAUAAUCAUGGAGGACUGGACAAGGCAACCUUACAGGAAAAAUACCAACAAGCACAGCAGGAACAUAUGCCUCAAGGUGUGGGAGAUCAAGAACUCAAGGUCAUGUAUACUGAUCAUGCUAAGCGACAAGCCAAGAAAAAAAGACAGUUAGAAAUUAGAAAUAUUGACAAGAAAAAAGACUUUAAAUUUUAGUUUAGCUUUUUUCAGUUUAUUAUUGUUUCUUCAAAAUAAAUAAUCAAUUUCUGUUAGAAGACAAUAAAAAAAAAAAAAA
Molecule: messenger RNA, 1984 nt
Organism: Halteromyces radiatus
Lineage: Eukaryota; Fungi; Mucoromycota; Mucoromycetes; Mucorales; Cunninghamellaceae
Exons: 7
Coding region: 67-1905 (612 amino acids)
Biological process (GO): mRNA splicing, via spliceosome
Cellular component (GO): U2 snRNP; precatalytic spliceosome; catalytic step 2 spliceosome
Source: RefSeq, a predicted model, not a curated record